AAAUGAUUGCAGAGCUUCAAAUUGUUUUUAUUUUCAUGGUUAAUCUCAACAAUGUAGAUUAUGAUUAUUGAAUUUGGAAAUGAUUGUGAUUAAGCAGGGGAAACCAGGGUCAUCGGCAAUUGGAGGACGGGCGGGGUACGCCCGGCACAUUUUAACGAGAAUCUCAGUCGGGAAAUAAUCGGAUGGCACAAGCCCCGCCGCCAACUGAUUCUCCUCCGUCUCCAACUCCACCGUCGUCGUCGUCGUCGUCAUCAAAUUCAUCAUCUUCGUCACCUCCUCCACAAUCCUCACCACCACCGUCACCGUCAUCACCGCCUCCGUCUCCAUCCCCUCCACCUGCAUCUCCUCCACCUAAAUCUUCUCCUCCACCUACCUCCUCCCCGCCUCCACCGGACGAGUCCAAAUCACCACCGUCAAAAAAUUCAGAUUCUCCACCUCCUCCUCAAUCUUCCUCUUCCUCCCCGCCACCACCUUCUCCUCCGCCUCCAUCUCAGAACGGCGACAAUGGAGGAAACAACAACAACAACAAAAGCUCUCCACCGCCUCCGCCUCCAUUGUCCAAGUCCUCCGGUAAUUCGACACCGCCACCGCCACGAUCACUGAGUCCUUCCUCACGCGGCUCAUCAUCACAUUCUUCGCCGUCAAAUGACGGAGGCAGCAGCGGAAGUUCAGUGAAUGCACCCGUGAUAAUAGGACUCGUGGUUGCGGCAGGCUUUCUGCUGGUACUGCUUUUGGCCGUCUUAUGCUGCGUUUGCUGCAAAAAGAAAAAGAAGAAGGCUCCCCAACAUGACCAAAUGCCCUACUACGCCAAUGCUUCUCUCCAUAAAGGCGGGGAGUACUACAACAACGGUUCACAUCUUCAUCAAAAUUGGCACAAUUCGCCACCACAACAUACAGGCCAAGUCAAUUUACCCUCACCUCCAGGCGCUGCAGGUGGAGGCUGGCACAUGUCUCCACCGCCGCCGCCGCCAGCACAAGUAAGCAGCGACAUGAGUUCCGAUUUCUCCGGAGCGGGUGGUCCAGUCUUGCCUCCUCCUCACCCAUCCAUGGCACUGGGGUACAGCCAGAGUACCUUCACCUAUGAAGAGUUGGCAGCAGCGACAGGCGGAUUUUCUCAGGCUAACAUUCUGGGGCAAGGAGGGUUUGGAUACGUCCACAAAGGUGUGCUGCCGAAUGGGAAGGAAAUAGCGGUGAAGAGUCUGAAAUCUGGUAGUGGACAAGGGGAGCGUGAAUUUCAGGCUGAAGUUGAGAUUAUUAGCCGAGUACAUCACCGUCAUCUUGUGUCCCUUGUUGGGUAUUGCAUUGCAGGAGGCCAAAGGAUGUUGGUUUAUGAAUUUAUCCCCAAUGGCACCCUUGAAUUCCAUCUUCGUGGCAAAGGGCGCCCACCAUUGGAAUGGUCAAGCAGGGUUCAAAUUGCUCUUGGAUCUGCCAAAGGACUUGCAUACCUGCACGAAGAUUGUCACCCUCGCAUUAUCCAUAGGGACAUUAAAGGUUCAAAUAUUCUUAUUGAUUCGAGUUUUGAGGCUAAGGUGGCUGACUUCGGGUUGGCUAAGCUAUCUUCGGACAACUUUACUCAUGUGUCAACUCGGGUCAUGGGAACAUUUGGGUACUUGGCUCCUGAGUAUGCAUCCAGUGGCAAGCUAACAGACAAAUCUGAUGUUUUCUCCUUUGGUGUCAUGCUUUUGGAACUAAUUACUGGACGACGCCCUGUUGAUCCCACUGGAGAGAUGGAGGAUAGCUUGGUGGAUUGGGCUAGACCUUUAUGUUUGCAUGCCUUGGAGGUUGGAAGCUUUGAUGAAGUGGCUGAUCCUUCUCUGGAAGGUAACUAUGAUCAGCAUGAGAUGGCUCGUAUGGUGGCAUGUGCUUCUGCUUCCAUUAGGCAUUCAGCGAGGAGGCGGCCAAAGAUGAGUCAGAUUGUACGAGCACUGGAAGGUGAGGCGCAACUGGAGGACUUAAAUGAUGGAACAAAACCUGGGCAAAGUUCAGUUUUCAGCUCAAGCACUGGCAGCUCUGAAUAUGACAAUAGCACGUAUAGCUCAGACAUGAAGAAAUUCAGGAAGAUGGCACUAAUGGACAGCCAGGAAUACGCCAGUAGUGAAUUUGGGCAUACAAGUGAGUAUGGGCUUAAUCCUUCCACCUCAAGCAGCAGUGACAUAAGCAGGAGCAGAGCUGGAAGCCAGAGGCAAAGUCCCUGAGCAAGUUCAAGCCUCCAAAAUAAUUAAAAAGUAAACGGAACUAUGUGGUUUGCAGUUUUGACGUCUAGACAUCUAACGUCAGAAUGCCAAACCGAGAAUUCAGUUUUUCUGCUAAAAGUAACAAGCAUCUCUGGUGAUCCUUAGACAAGAUAUAUUUGCUUCAAGAAUGAAUAUUCCAGCUUCUAGGUGUGCUAGCUUGACCAGUAUCCACAAAACAAGCAGGGAAGGAAAAGAUGAUUGGUGAAGGCACAAGUUGUAACCAUCUUUCGUAACCGUAUAUGUUCACAAAGGAGUUGUCUGUAAACUGUGAUAUUUAGUAAAUUUGUAUCUCUGACUAAAAUGAUUAUACAGUUAUAAUAUAUAAUGAUCCUAUGUGCAUUUAUAUAG
This is a messenger RNA of Tripterygium wilfordii, 2582 nucleotides long. RefSeq names its product proline-rich receptor-like protein kinase PERK7. Gene Ontology annotation, biological process: protein phosphorylation. The transcript has 8 exons. Lineage: Eukaryota; Viridiplantae; Streptophyta; Magnoliopsida; Celastrales; Celastraceae. The coding region runs from base 183 to 2195 and encodes 670 amino acids. The record is from RefSeq and is a predicted model, not a curated record. Gene Ontology annotation, molecular function: ATP binding; protein kinase activity.